Camellia sinensis is the source of this 4525-nucleotide messenger RNA. RefSeq lists its product as uncharacterized. The record is from RefSeq and is a predicted model, not a curated record. NCBI's taxonomy places the organism in Eukaryota, Viridiplantae, Streptophyta, Magnoliopsida, Ericales, Theaceae.
CUAUUCCUAAGCACCCUCCAAGUAUGAGUUUCCUCGCUAGAAAAUUCAAACCUAACAGCUGUGGUUAAAAUGGAGUAUAGUUUCUCCUCAUCAUCGUUUCUCACAGUGAUUUGUUGCCUGAACCAAACAUGAGAAAGGGUAGAAUUUUGUUUUGAUCGUAGAAGAUCGAAGGAAGAAGGAGAGAACUCUAAAUAGCAAAGAAAACAGAUUCGACUUCAGCUUCAUGUUAUGCUUUCUUAACAUGGACAGGCACAGCAAAAGAUGCAUUGUGCUCUUCAAAGAACCUGUAACAAUACUCAGAAAAUUGUAGACCAGGAAAACAAUUCCACAUUCAGGAAAUCUUUGGAAGAAAAUAAUUCAAGAGCAUCUUCAAACGACUGUGAAGUGUCUUCUCUUGCUUGGAGGAACUCUGAUCAUAGGUAUACAAUCUUCACCUUCUUCAACCCAGAACCUGAUGGACACUGGAGAAUUUUUGCACUGCCAUUGCAAUGCCCUGAUCACACAGGAUCUGGAUCUCAGCUAAAAUUGGAUGGUCUCCAUUUGGUUUCUCCAUUGCUGGUUAGCUCGGUAAGCGUUGAUCAACAAAAGGCACGGAGAGGGCUUACAACUGAGAGGAGUUGCUCUGUCAAGUCAUUUACAGCUAGAAGCUUUUCUGGGUCAAAAUUUCAGUAUCAAUCUCAUAACAAAGGCUUGGCAAACAAAGUGAGUAGAUGUAAUGUGUUGCCAGGCAAUUCUUCUUGCAAGACUCCUUUCAACAGCAGUGAUUCCUCUGGUAUGAUCCCAACUGGCUCUAAUGCUACUAAUUCAUCUGAUAUCUAUCUUGCUAAAUCCAAAGUAGACAAGGCUGUAAAAAGAAAUUCAAAAAAGAAGGCAAGGAAGAAGGGAACGCAAAACAAAAAGCUUUCAUGUGAUACUGGCUCAACUGACUUUGAAUGUGUUCAUGGAAGUUCAACAUCUGAAACUGGUGUCAGUAAGAAUACAGAUUAUGGGUUCAGACCACUUCAACAUGCAACUAAAUUGGCAAUGUCAUCGCCUGAACAUAGUGGCCUGGACAAUGAUUCUGAAGGAAACGGUUGUGGCACUAUAAACUAUUCUGAAACACCAAAGGCAUCCACAUCUUACAUUGAUGAAGUCAAUGUCUUGGAAGCUAACUUUAUGCCAAGUGAACACACUUCACCCAAUUCUGAAAAUGGGGUUCAAACUGUUUAUCCAGAGUUUUCUAUCUUAAAUGGAGUGCAGGAUACACAUUCUAAACAACUCAGUUGUUUCAAUGAUCAACGAUCCAGUGUUUUCUCUGAGACAAAGGACUCUCCUGUGUUAGAUUCUAUUUCAGUCUGUUCAAAUGGUGAUGAAAGUAUAAAUGCUGGUUAUGAUGCUAAACUUUCCACCAAAGACAGUGGUGGAAUUAAUCUUUCAGAAGCUUCUAGUGAUAUUUCCAAAAAGGGAUGUUUUUCUCAUGGAAACAUGUUAAAUGGUGUUGAAGAUUCCUAUUGGCAUACUGAGGGAACAACCUCCUGUGAGCAAGGAUGUAUCAGUGGUGAAAUGGCCAGGAAAGGUAAGCAGAUUAAAAGAGUGCCCAGGAAUUCAAGUGUCUCCUGCCUAAGCACUGUCGGAAAGUUUUAUGGCCACUCUGGAAAGGAAAAUAAUCAUUCCAUCUGGCAAAAGGUUCAGAGGAAUGACACUGGUGAAUGCAGCUACGGGUUGAGAAAAGUAAACUCGGCUAACUCACAGAGUGGUAUUGGGUUGAAAGAGGUUCCAUUCCUUAGAAAGAACUGUAAUAUUGCUCAAUCUAGUAUAUUAUCAACAUGUGAAGAUAAAAAUCAGUCAAAAGUCAAAGCGUCUAGAAAGUUGAAAAGGAAACCUAUUUCUGGGCUGAAACAAGAGUUAAACUAUUAUUCUAGAAAGGGACCUUAUGCUACUAAGGCAAGCUCAAAUGUGUGCCUGAAGAUUAACAUGCAACAGAAUGAAGUAUUGGAUAUUCCAGCACAAUUUACUGGGCAAAAAGGAUUAAACGGUGUUUCAAGAUCUCGCUUUAAAAUUGGUAGCCAAAAGAAUGGAUUCCAAACUAAUAGAGUCAAGUCUACUACUUCUAAACCCAUUCAAAACUUAGAAGGUCGUCCCAAUGAGUUGGAGCCGCUUCAUCAUGUCUGUGCUACUCUUUCCAGUUUGAAUGAUCAAACUGCCAAAAGAGAAAGUAGCUCUCUAUCAGGUUUCUGUGACCAUCAAGACCAAACAGAGCUGCCUGACGGGCUGUCCACAGAGUACCAUCUUCCUGGAGUUGAAGAAGAUAUCAAAAUAGACAAAGUGGUUUGUUCUGUAGAACACAGUAAGCAAGAUCACAGUUGUGGAUCCAUUUUGCAAAAAUGGAUACCUGUUGGAAUUAAAGAUUCUGAGCUUGCAAGGUCUGGCCAUUCUAACAGUUCACUAUUGGCCAAUCAUAAUAAAUCAGCCAUGGAAAGUUGUACUUUGGAAAACACAGUGAGGGAAAUGGCUUACGAUCCCAACACUUUUACUUCUUCAAUAAAUGCUCAUGUAAUGUGCAGUGUACAGGAUUCUAGAGAUGACAAUGGCUUACAUUCUGAAGAUGAAUUUCAGAUCGAGAAGUGUAGUAGUCAGAGUACAUGCGCUCCGAAAGAGUCCUGUGUCAAUCAUGCUGCUGCAAAGUGCUCAAGUCAUGAUCUAAUAGACCAAAAUAAUUCUUCUGUUGAAAAUGAUUCAAGCAAGAUUGCAGUAGUGUUGAAUGAUGCCUAUAGGGCACAACUGGCGUCUGAAGCUGUUCAAAUGGCUACUGGAUAUCCAAUUGCUGAGUUUGAAAGGUUGCUUUAUUCUGCAUCACCUGUUAUUUCUCUACCACACAAUUUUCUAAGCUGUCAGACUUGCUUGACUGAUGAGGUAUUUGGUGCUCCUCUGUGCAGACACGAGACACCCAACAUCUCUUUGGGGAGUCUGUGGCAGUGGUAUGAGAAACAUGGGACCUAUGGUUUAGAAGUAAGAGCUGAAGAUUUUGAAAAUUCAAAAAGAUUGGGUAUUGAUCGUUUCGCAUUUCGUGCAUAUUUUGUUCCAUUCUUGUCAGCAGUUCAGCUUUUUAGAAACUGUAAGAGUUAUCUUCUGGAAAGUAGUAGUAGGAUUCCUGGUACAGAGGCUUGUAAGUUGGACAGAAGUUCUGAAGACUCCUCCAAUAGUGGUUCUCUUCCAAUAUUUUCAGUACUUGUUCCUCAGCCUCUCAUUGAGGACACAAGCUCUCUGUCACCAAGGAAUUCUGUGUGUUGUUCAGACACAUCUUCAGUAUGUGUUGAAGGCAAUGCAACUAUUCAAUUGGAUGAUUCUACAAGCUCUGAUGAUUUGGAGCUUCUUUUUGAAUAUUUUGAAGUUGAACAACCUCAGCAAAGGCGACCGUUGUUUGAAAUGAUAAAAGAGCUGGUUAGAGGUGAUGGACCUUCACAACCCAGAGCCUAUGGGGAUUCCACUAAACUCGAGUCAGUGCCUCUAAAUGAUCUACACCCUAAAUCCUGGUAUUCAGUUGCUUGGUAUCCUAUUUAUAGGAUACCUGAUGGCAGCUUCCGUGCGGCUUUCUUGACUUACCAUUCACUUGGUCAUUUAGUUCGUCGAAGUGGGACAUCUGAUUCCUUUGGUGUGGGUGCUUGUAUAGUUUCUCCAGUUGUUGGCCUUCAGAGUUACAAUGCACAGGGUGAAUGCUGGUUCCAGUUAAGGCAGUCUGCACAGUGCCAGACAACAGAAAUCCCAAAUUUAAAUCCUUCUGGAAUUCUGAAGGAGAGGUUGAGGACACUUGAGCAGACGGCAUCUCUUAUGGCAAGAGCUGUUGUAAGCAAGGGGAAUUUGCCAUCUGUAAACAGACAACCUGAUUAUGAGUUUUUCCUCUCUAGGCGUCGCUGGUAACCACUACUGCAAAAUAUGUUUUGAGAUAUGAGUAGUAUGAGUAGUUCCUUUUCCCUUUCUGCCAAAAGUUUUCAGGCAAAUCAACUAGAAACUAAUCUCAAAUAGGAAUUACAGGGGUACCUUUACUUUACUCCCCUUGGUCCAAACCGUGGUAUUCCCAGCUCUGUGUGUAAUUUUGUGCACGGGCGCACACGCGCACACACCCAUAUAUAGAUAGAUAUUGUAGAGGGAAAAUACUAUGUUCAGGAUUGGAAAUCUCUCUUUUAGGUGAUAGAAAAUCAGACCCUCGGACAAUCAAUGUCAGGUUCUGCUGACAUUGAUAUUGAUUUAGGUGUUAUUUGGAUGCUUUAAUUUAUAGUGUACGUCUAUUUUAGAGGAAAAGUGCUACAUUCAGUUUUGCUUUGUUUCUUUCCCUGCUUCUGGGUUCAGUUUGAUUUGGGUUCAGGUACUUUUGGUAUUGGGAGUUGUAUAUUGAUAACAGGAACAUGGUCUUCUGCUCUUCUAGCUAGGGGAAUGUGCUGUGCUGUGAUUGGUUUUAUCUAUCAGCAGGUCAAACCAUGAAAAGAAGAAUUCUCUGACAGAUAAAAUUAUUGGUAUGAAUGAAAAUCUUUUUCCAGUGGUUCUUGGA